This is a messenger RNA of Boeremia exigua, 576 nucleotides long. Its product is annotated as phenylacrylic acid decarboxylase. Lineage: Eukaryota; Fungi; Ascomycota; Dothideomycetes; Pleosporales; Didymellaceae. Gene Ontology annotation, molecular function: carboxy-lyase activity. The transcript has a single exon. The coding region runs from base 1 to 576 and encodes 191 amino acids. The record is from RefSeq and is a predicted model, not a curated record.
AUGGCCCCGAAAGUACCAAUCCGUAUCAUUGUAGCCAUGACUGGAGCUACCGGCGCAGCCCUUGGCGUUAAACUCCUCCAAACGUUACGACGUAUGGACAUCGAAACCCAUUUGAUCAUCAGCAAAUGGGCUGCAUCCAAUCUGACAUACGAAACCGACUACACCGUCAAAGAAGUCAAGGCUCUUGCAACGAAGUCUUAUUCUUCCUCCGACGUCUCAGCCCCGAUCUCAAGUGGUUCUUUCCGCACCAGAGGCAUGAUAAUUGUUCCCUGUAGCAUGAAAACCUUGAGUGCGGUGGCUACAGGAUUUGGCGAAGAUCUAAUUACGCGAGCCGCCGACGUUAUUUUGAAGGAACGAAGAAAACUCGUGGUCGUUGCGCGGGAGACGCCUCUGAAUGGUAUUCAUUUACAGAACAUGACUACCAUUCACAACAAUGGUGGCAUCAAUUUUCCGCCUGUGCCUGCAUUUUACACACGACCUCAGUCUGUAGAUGAUAUUGUAACUCAGAGCGUUGGCAGAAUGCUUGACAUGUUUGAUCUUGACGCAGGAGACUUUGAAAGAUGGUCAGGUCUAUAA